UUUCGUUUCAAGUCACCAUUGCAACACAGCUGAGUCUCAAAUUCAUAACUUGUCAAACACUUACCUACCGUUCCACAAAAUUACUCGUUGAAGAUGUUAUUGGGGCGUUUUUAUUUUUAAAAUCCUGAACUGUGGACAAGCUAAAGCGCGGAAUAACGUUCAAAAAGGGGGAUAAAAAAGAAGAGAGCCGUGAUAAAGAAGAAGAAGAGAAACUAAGGCGAAAAAGGAAAGGACACAAAAAUCCAAAAGUGGGCUGAGAGUUAGUGAGAGGACAAAGGACCACCCCCGAUUCGCCGGGGAUUAUGAUCUGAUCCGGAUUAUGUUUUAAAAAGUAGAUUAUGCUCGUUUGCCGGAAGCCGGGUGAGAAAACGCGUCGGUUGAUAACGCGAAGCGGCCCGAGCCGAGGGUAAGAAGCAUUCCCCUCCUGGCUCCUCAUCGACGCAGACACCCAGAUCGAAAGGAUCUUCCAAAAUUGGCCUUUACCAGCGGAUGGAAAGUUCGAACUCGGUCGGAAAUAACAUGUCAAGGCUGUCUCCUUCUGAGAGGAGAUUGCAAAAAGAGUUGAUGUCAUUGAUUAAGGAGCCGCCACCAGGUGUUGUUGUAGACAGCGAUCAAGGAGAAAAUCUAAGCUUAUGGACUAUAAACAUGACAGGUGCCGAGGGCACGCUAUACGAAGGUGAGCGUUUCACGUUGCAGUUUAAGUUCUCACCCAAGUACCCAUUUGAUUCACCAGAGGUGACAUUCAUUGGGCCCAACAUCCCAGUCCACCCGCACGUCUACAGCAACGGUCACAUAUGCCUUUCGAUCCUCACCGACGACUGGUCACCGGCCCUGUCCGUGCAGACAGUCUGUCUGAGCAUAGUCAGCAUGCUGAGUAGUUGUAAAGAAAAGAAGAGGCCUCCUGACAAUUCAUUUUAUGUCAAGACUUGCAACAAAAAUCCGAAGAAGACAAAGUGGUGGUAUCAUGAUGAUACAGUCUGAUGUGACCGCAUGAUCUUCAAUCCACGAAGUCACUCCCAUCAGCUUCUCUCUUCUUUUUUUGUUUUUAAUUAUUUUUCUUUUUUAAUUCUUAUUCAAAGAGCGUUUUCUUUUUCUCCCCCACCCUAACUCCCCGUUAAUGAAUUCCGUUUUAUUUUGUUUUUCUUUCUAUGUCAUAGAAAAAAAUAAAAUAUAAAAUAGAAGCGCAGCUCAAAAAAAUAAAAUAAAAAACCCACGAUAGUUAGAAAAAUAAUAAUAAUAAUAAUAAAAAAAAGGUGUGCCCUCUCCAUGGAGGCAGCAAACGAACAGGCAUGGCGAGUGUUGACAGCGAGCGAAAUAAAUUAUUAAAAAAAAAUUAAAACUAUUUUAAUUU
Molecule: messenger RNA, 1351 nt
Organism: Cimex lectularius (bed bug)
Lineage: Eukaryota; Metazoa; Arthropoda; Insecta; Hemiptera; Cimicidae
Product: ubiquitin-conjugating enzyme E2 W
Exons: 6
Coding region: 490-981 (163 amino acids)
Source: RefSeq, a predicted model, not a curated record